AUGAAUCUAAGGAUCAGGAAAACAGAGAUUUCAGGUCACAAAAUCCUGAAUGAUUUUCAUCCAGUCAUCAUUCAAAGUAAACAAACAACUGAUAGCAGUUCACUAAAUCCAGGAAAUUCCGACCAACAAAACCUGGGAAAAGCUCUCUUUGGAUUGACGAAUUUGCAAAAUAGAUCAUUUGAACAGCAAAAACUGGGAAACUCCGAAACGGGAAAUUUAAAAGGCCAUAAUUCCGACACUCAGAACCUGGAGAACCUCGAUUUCAUACAUCCUCUAAAUACUCAGGACAUUCCUGAAUCACCAGAUAUUCAGAGUCAUUUCAACUCAAACGAUCUGAGUAAUCCCAAUAUUCAGAGCAAUCGUGAAUCACAAAAUAUGCAAAACAAUUUUGAUUCAAAGAAUAUGCAACACGAUACUGAUUCGCAAAAUACCCAAAGUAAUUAUGAUUCAAAGAACAUUAGAAGUGAUUCUGAUUCACAGACUAUCCAAAGCAAACUUGCAAUACAGAACAUUCAAAAUAAUCUUGGCCCACAAAAUAUUCAAGGCAAUCUAGAUUUGCAGACUAAUUUUGAGGCCCAAACACAUGGAAAAAGCUCUUCAGAAUUUCAUAAUCAUAAGCAACAAAACCUAAAGCAUUCCGACACAAUACAUUUAGAAAAGGAUCAUUUCAAUUCUGAAAAUCAGGAAAAUACUGGUUCACAAUUAUUCAUUCCAGGGUUUUUCCAUUCACAAAAUUCCAACAACCAUUUCGAUUCACACAACAUUCAAGCAUCGCAAAAUAUCCCGGCCAAUUCUGAUGAUCAAAUCAAACAGGACAGUUUAAAUGUACGAUUUGCGUCUCAGAAUCUGGGAAAAAGUAUCUCAGAAUCAAAGAAUUUUCCAAACCGAUCACUCGAACCACAAAACAUGAAAAAUGCAGGUAAUCUGCAAAAUAAUAAUUUCCAGUCUCAAAAUCUCGAAAACAGCAAUUUCCAAUCACAAAAUCUGGAAAAUCCUUUCCCGUCUCAGAAUUUGGAAAACAGUAAUUUUGAAUCUCAAUAUGUGGAAAAUAAUAAUUUCCAGUCACAGAAUCUGGAGAAUCAUGUCCAGUCUCAGAACCAGAACAAUAAUUUUCAAUCUCAAAAUUUGGAAAAGGUUGAAUCAGAAUUUACAUAUCUACUAAGUGGACGUUUGCAGCCCCCAACGAGGGAUUUCAACUAUUUCGAAUCAAAUGGUGGUCAAAAUUACUCUGAUACGCAGAUUUUUCAAAACAGCUUUAAUCCCGAGUAUACUUUGGACUCACAAAGGGGUCACAUUAACACAGACUCACAAAAUCGAGGUAAAUUACUUUCACAGCAUUCAGAAUGGAGAAAUUCCCAUGGUAUAUCGGCUGAACAACAAAAUCUGGAGAAAACUAGUUCAGGCGAUUUAGAAAAAUCUCAAAAUCUGGAAGUCUUACAAUCAGAGCAAGAACAGCCACAAAUGUUUUUUGUAGGUCCACCGUUUAAGGAAUACAAUUACUCUGAAUCACAAAAUAAGGAUUUUAAAAAUGAAUCAAAAAUACAAUUUCAAACCAACCUGUUAUCACAAAAUUCUGGAAACGUGGAAUUUUCAUCACAACCGGAACACUUCACGACCCAAAACUUCCAAAGGAAUCCGUCAGUGUCACACAAUCAGGAAAAUGGAGUAGUUGAAACACACAAUCAGGCAAGAAAUGACUUCCUGAACGUAGAUUCUGAAGUUCAGAAUGGUCAUAGUGGCCGUAUGCCAUCGACUUCUCUCUUGAAUGGUAACCAAAAGCCGCAGAUAAUGGCAGCUGUUGGCAUUAAGAAUUCACAGAUACAAAGAUUCGAAAACUUGGGGCGACCACGCAAUUCUCCAAGCAAUCAGGCUCGAGUUCAAGACGAAGAAAAUCACGUCCCAGAGCCCAGAGCUCAGGAAAUUAUCUCAGCACCUGAAACUCAGGAGGCCCAAGAAGGUGGAAACAGUAAAACUAGUCAACUUCAAACUCAGUCAGUUCACAUGACGCAACAAAACAAUAAUGUGCAGAUUCAAGUAACGGAAAAUCAUGAUAAUGAAGCGCAUAUACUUCACGAAAACAGCUCCGGGUUACGUAGUUUGAAAACUGUCCAUAUUCAGUCACCAACCCAAUUUUUCAAUAGUUUCGAGCCAUUGCGUUUACAAGAUGGCGAUAACUGGAGAUCAAAUAGAGAUAAUUUGUUGCCUCAAAUUCAGACAGCUGAUCUUCAAGUCAAAUCUGAAAAUGCAGAAAGCGUUGAUCUAAUAUCUCAAAGUGGCUCUCAGUCAAAAACUUUACAAAACUCAACUAAUAGCGAGGGUAGACCAAGCAUUCAGCUAAAUGGCCACGUACUCCCACACACCACGCACCAUGACCUACUGUCCCACGCGUCUCAGCCUGAGGGAAGCGUGGGGAAUUCACAGGUUAUAAAGAAUGAUCAGUUGGCAUCUGAGGGCAGUCAACGUGAUCAACUGCGAUUGCAGUCACAGAACAGUCAAAUAGACGACCAGUUGCACCCACCGGUCAUCAUGAUCAAUUACAGCAACAUAACCAACAUAGGUCAGCUGCAACCACAGAGUCAGAAUGAACAGUUGCAAGCACAGAUAGAUCAGGAUAUUACUUUCCCAUUGCCAGAUCAACAGAGACACCAAACGCGAGCUCAAAGUAGAGAAAGCAGAAAAAUCAACCGCAAACGAACUUCCAAUCACAACACAAACAAGCACACACGAACGCCCAAUCCCAACCCGAGCCAUCACAAACCCAUUCCCAAUCACGGCGCAAGCAAAGCACGCAUUCGAGACGUCGUAUUCGCCCAAACGACCCCUCCGAAGCUCCGAAUUUCCCGGUGA
Molecule: messenger RNA, 2847 nt
Organism: Penaeus chinensis
Lineage: Eukaryota; Metazoa; Arthropoda; Malacostraca; Decapoda; Penaeidae
Exons: 4
Coding region: 1-2847 (948 amino acids)
Source: RefSeq, a predicted model, not a curated record